This is a messenger RNA of Rotaria socialis, 639 nucleotides long. The record is from the annotation of a GenBank genome assembly. Lineage: Eukaryota; Metazoa; Rotifera; Eurotatoria; Philodinida; Philodinidae.
AUGGUUCAUUCCAAUGAAUAUACCAUCGAUGAAAAUAUUGAUCAUGAACAUAAUAUUAGCCAAUGUCAUCCACGUCUAACAACGUUAAAAGAAAUUCGAGAAAUAUUAGAUAAACAUCCAUGCAUCCAAUUUGAAAAUUAUAAUCAAAAUCAAAAUCAAAAUCAAAAUCAAAAUCGAAGACAGAAACGAUGGCUUGGUGGUGGUGACGAGACUAAAAAUCACAUAAAUGCUAUUUACGGAAAAAUUACCGAACAUCAUGAUAUGAUAAAUGUUCUUACGAACAGUUCGAUUAAUACUACUAUUAUGUUAAAUACAAUUCGAGAUCAUCAUGCAUAUACAUUACCAAAUCUGUCAAGUUGGAGAGAUUUGACACAAAUAUUUUUAGUUAUCGUUAUUCUACUUACUUUUAUGCAUUUUUUAUUUUGUCGAUCAAAUGUAAAACUUGAACAACAACAACUUCAAGAACUUAUGCAAAAACAACAACAGCAGUUAAAUCGACUUGAACAACAAUUCGACGAAUUCAAAGCAAGAGAUUUAGCCAAUCAAAGAACAAUACAUCGUCGAAGACAUAUCUAUCCUUCGGUGCCUUCUGUGAAUAGUGAUACGGCUCAUCAUAAUGAUGGUUACAUGUCGGAAUAA